CGUUUGUUUACUUACAGCAACAUGUCAGUUAUGGCAAAAGCUUCUGUCCGUCAGCUGCCGAGUGAGUCCUCCGGCGGCGAGCAUUCGAUUCCACAUCCGCUGCAUUUCCGAUAACGCGUGAGUCAGCGGGUGUCGGGUGCGCGGUUUGCGCCGCGAAUCGCUGCCGUUUGCUGACUACGCUACUGUUGAGCGGGUCAUUCAUAGGUGUUGUCAGCAGAUUGGCGCAGCGGAUGAUAGGUGUGGUAGCGAUCCGCGAUCGGCGACCGCGGCGCCGGCGGCGUCAGUCGCUGGCUCACAGUGAGUGCGGAAGGUCGCGUCACAGCCAUCAGUUAGCACCUCGGUCAUUCGAGACCGGCGUGACUUUCUGUAAACAAAGCUAUCGAAAACUCGUGGUACACAAUUACUGAGUGAUAAAAACGAAAACAUUACCCGGAAGCGGUGCAGUCGCUGUCACCACCCUCAUUACCGGAUCAAUAUUAGCUACGAUCAACAUAAAGUAUUUGUUAUGAUUUGUAUUUGGUAGUUCGCUGAUAAGGGAUUGUGACACCAUUUGUUUUAGUUAAAUCACCUGUUGGUCAAUCGUGUUUGUGUCGAGUACGGGCGGUAUCUCGUGUUGUGUUCGAUCGGUGGAUAACAGUCGCGCGCGGGUGUAGUGUGGCGUAGGGUGGCUGAAAAUGCCGGUGCUGGGCUACGAGAUGGCCACUCAGGAGAUGUGCCCGGUGUACAGCGCGCCCGAGUACGCGGUGCCCGCGCAGCCGCAGUGGGACAAGCAUCCCGCCAGCCCUUACUACGGGUCCGUGGUGCGGACCCCGCCUCUGGACGCGCGCCCUGUCACUUACAACGAAGAUAGCGACAUGCAGCUAGAGACGAGUAGUAGCGAGGCGAGCGCGGCCAGCUCGACGGCGCUGUCGCAGCACUGCGCCAUCUGCGGCGACCGCGCCACCGGCAAGCACUACGGCGCCUCCUCCUGCGACGGGUGCAAGGGAUUCUUCAGGAGAAGUGUCAGGAAGAACCAUCUGUAUACGUGCAGAUUCAGCAGAAAUUGCGUCGUGGAUAAAGACAAAAGGAACCAGUGCAGAUACUGUAGACUAAGGAAAUGCUUCAAAGCAGGAAUGAAGAAAGAAGCGGUACAGAACGAGAGGGACCGCAUCAACUGCAGGCGGCCGUCGUACGAGGAGCCCACACAGGCCAACGGACUGUCCGUCGUGUCGCUACUCAACGCUGAGCUGCUCAGCAGGAAGGUCAUUGAUGAGACCAACAACGUGACAGACGCGGAGAUAAACAACCGCAAGCUCGCGAAGAUUAACGACGUGUGCGACUCCAUCAAACAACAGCUGCUCAUCCUGGUCGAGUGGGCCAAGUACAUCCCCGCCUUCACAGAGCUGCAUCUGGAUGAUCAGGUGGCGCUGCUGCGCGCGCACGCGGGCGAGCACCUGCUGCUGGGCUGCGCGCGGCGCUCGCUGCACCUGCGCGACAUCCUGCUGCUCGGGAACAACUGCAUCAUCACCAAGCACAACAUCGAUGGUCGCAUGGACAUAGACAUCAGCAUGAUCGGCAUGCGCGUGAUGGACGAGAUCGUGAAGCCGCUGCGGGAGAUCGACAUCGACGACACAGAGUUCGCGUGUCUCAAGGCCAUCGUGUUCUUUGAUCCGAACGCGAAGGGCCUCUCGCAGCCGCAGAAGAUAAAGCAGCUCCGCUACCAGAUCCAGAUCAACCUGGAGGACUACAUCAGCGACCGGCAGUACGACGGGCGCGGCCGCUUCGGGGAGCUGCUGCUGUGUCUGCCGCCGCUGCAGAGCAUCACGUGGCAGAUGAUCGAGCAGAUACAGUUCGCCAAGCUGUUCGGGGUCGCACACGUCGACAGCCUGCUGCAGGAGAUGCUACUAGGAGGCGCGUCUACGGAGGCGGGCAUCGAGGAGGCGGCGGCGGGCGGCGGCGCGGGCCCGGGCGCGGCCUCCCCCGCGCUCGUGCCGCAGCUGCCCGCCGCGCACUACCUGCAGCCCGCGCCCUUCAAGCAGGAGCCCAACAUGAGCCCCCAACACGAUACGCCAAUGAUGAAGACUGUCGACAUUACCUUGUUAUAGAGUGACGCUCGCCGAUGCAGGACUGUGACGUCAUCGCGCACUCGCGUGCCUUAAACCCGUCAUGAACAACGGUGCGAAUACCGAAAGCAAUUGCAUUUUAACCAAAAUGGCUGUAUCAAAAUCAAAAUAAAUAUACUAUAUUAUUGUUAUUUAUUAGCGGGUUGAAAAUGAGAGAACGAAAAAUUAUGUAUACCGAAACAUGUAUGUGGAUUUAGCUACAAUUUUUUUAAUUGUAAUCGAAAUUCAAAGAAGUCGUCAGGACUUUGUGUUAAAAUCGUUUUUAUCCCGUUUAUUAGAAUAAGAAUAAACUUUAAAUUGUAAUUCGUGAAAACAAAAUGUCUAUUAUAUUGAUUGCCCUAUGUAUACGUUUUAAGGGAGGGGUAAAAUUGCAGCUUUAAAAUAGGGGAUUGAGGGAAAUGCAAUGAUUUAUAUAAGAGAAAUGUAGCCCAUAGAUAUUUUAAAAGUUAAAUCGUAAUUUUUAUAAAAAAGCAUACAAUUUUUGAUGUAAUAUUUAUGUAUACAUACAAGAUUUUAGAUUUAAAUCGAUUUGUGCCUGUAUUUUAUAUAAUUGUUUGUUGUGUAGGUGUAGGUACCGAGCGUUUGCCAAUUUUUAUAUAAAUAUAAUGUUGAUAGUGUGUAAGUAGGUAUUGGAUAAUAAUGCAACCUUUUUGCGUCAUAGCCACGUUAUACUUUAGUUAAAUGAAGUCGUUCACAUGCCUACACUUGUUGGAGUUUAUUAUAUUCCUUAGAUUAAUUUUAACUUAUUUGGUGUUGAGUCAAAAUUUAUACUCUAGUAUUCGGAAUAUAAGUUACCAUGGAAGUAACGUAGGUGAUGGUAUUCUAGGAAAUGUUGUGGUUUAUGUAGGAGAAGGUUAAGAGUUAUAGGCAUUUUAUCUCGAUUAUAUUAUUAAAAUAGAAAUAUAUUAUGUAUACAAGGUAGACGGAUCUUGUAAUGUCUAUGUAUUAUUGUGUACUGUAGCCACAUUUAUAGACACGUUUGUUAAUAAAUGCUCAAAGUACUAAGUAGGUGUUAUAUUAUCUUGUUACUCGAUUGGUGAUAACCGUUAUGUGGUGAAAGUUACUCCACGUAUGAAUUUUUGUCAUUAUAUUUUAUGGGUUUGUAAAGUCGUAGAUUUUAUAUGAUAUAAUCUAAGUAAUAGGUGCCUUAUUGUCCUAUUGAGGUGUACUGUUGAAAAUGUACAUACUAUGUUAUGAUUUUUUAGUAGAAUAUAUUUUAAUAAAUAAUGUUACAGAA
Trichoplusia ni (cabbage looper) is the source of this 3339-nucleotide messenger RNA. RefSeq names its product transcription factor HNF-4 homolog (gene Hnf4). The transcript is spliced from 10 exons. Gene Ontology annotation, biological process: regulation of transcription by RNA polymerase II; cell differentiation; anatomical structure development. Gene Ontology annotation, molecular function: nuclear steroid receptor activity; zinc ion binding; nuclear receptor activity. The record is from RefSeq and is a predicted model, not a curated record. Bases 675 to 2084 code for a protein of 469 amino acids. Gene Ontology annotation, cellular component: nucleus. NCBI's taxonomy places the organism in Eukaryota, Metazoa, Arthropoda, Insecta, Lepidoptera, Noctuidae.